Messenger RNA from Rhinocladiella mackenziei CBS 650.93, 1290 nucleotides. Its product is annotated as fumarylacetoacetase. The record is from RefSeq and is a predicted model, not a curated record. Bases 1 to 1290 code for a protein of 429 amino acids. Gene Ontology annotation, biological process: L-tyrosine catabolic process; L-phenylalanine catabolic process; homogentisate catabolic process. Gene Ontology annotation, molecular function: fumarylacetoacetase activity. The transcript has 2 exons. Lineage: Eukaryota; Fungi; Ascomycota; Eurotiomycetes; Chaetothyriales; Herpotrichiellaceae.
AUGGCCUAUCUCAAAUCAUGGUUUCCGAUCCCCAAGUCCAGCCAUUUCUCCUUGGCCAAUUUACCCUUCGGCAUCAUCUCCACGGCAUCCAAACCAAGUCCUCGACCUGCCGUGGCGAUUGGUGACCAUUGUCUGGAUCUGGAGGCAUUUGCAGCGUCUGGAGCAUUCUCACCUCUGGAAAUCGAUGUUUCAUGUUUCUCUAAACCGACGCUCAACGACUUCGCAGCCCUAGGAAAACCCGUCCAUCGCUCAGUUAGGACAUUCCUUCAAGAUGUCUUCGCCGAGAAUCCAUCCAAUGCAAAGGCUCUACAGAGCAAUCAGAGCCUUCAGGAGAAAUGCUUGAUUCCACGUGAUCAAGUGUCCAUGCACAUGCCCAUGCAGAUUGGAGAUUAUACCGAUUUCUACGCCGGCAAGAAUCACGCAUUCAAUGUUGGGUCUCUCUUUAGGGGACCAGAGAAUGCUCUUCAGCCCAAUUAUACUCAUUUACCGGUGGGAUACCACGGUCGAGCAUCAUCAGUGGUCAUCUCCGGUACUCCCAUCACUAGGCCUAAUGGCCAGAUUCUCGAGAAUCCUGCAGCUACACCAAAAGUGCCAAUCUUCAGCCCGUGCAGACGACUCGACAUUGAAUUAGAACUCGGUGCAUUUUUAUGCAAGGGCAGUCCGAUGGGCAAAAACAUCCCCAUAUCUGAGGCGGCAGACCAUAUCUUUGGCUUCGUCAUGCUCAACGACUGGUCAGCUCGGGAUAUUCAAGCGUGGGAGUAUGUCCCCUUGGGACCGUUCCUGGCGAAGAAUUUCGGAUCCACCAUCAGCCCAUGGGUGGUUCUCACCGAUGCAUUGGAACCUUUCAGAUGUAAGGGGAUCCCGAAUGAUACUCCUUUGUUGCCCUAUCUGCAGGAGAAGGAGGAGAAGAACGUGUAUGAUAUUCGAUUACAGGUGGAUAUCACUCCCGAGGGCAAACCAUCCACGACAAUUCUCAACUCCAAUGGACGACAUCUCCUUUUCUCAUUCCCCCAGAUGCUCGCCCACCAUUCAAUCGGAGGAUGCCCGAUGGCAGUGGGAGAUUUCCUGGGUUCCGGCACAAUCAGCGGCAUCGAGCCGGGUACGCAAGGAAGCAUGCUUGAGAUCACCAAGGGCGGGAAGCAAAGUAUUCAAUUGAAUGGUGGAGUCGAGCGGAAAUUUCUCGAGGAUGGCGAUACCAUUACGUUCUACGGAGUCUGUGGCACCGAGGAGACUGGAUUGGUCGGGUUCGGAGAGUGUUCGGGCAAGAUUCUGCCCGCCCCGAAGAUCUGA